Molecule: messenger RNA, 2792 nt
Organism: Propithecus coquereli (Coquerel's sifaka)
Lineage: Eukaryota; Metazoa; Chordata; Mammalia; Primates; Indriidae
Gene: CNPPD1
Product: cyclin Pas1/PHO80 domain containing 1
Exons: 8
Coding region: 863-2095 (410 amino acids)
Biological process (GO): regulation of cyclin-dependent protein serine/threonine kinase activity
Cellular component (GO): cyclin-dependent protein kinase holoenzyme complex; nucleus
Molecular function (GO): cyclin-dependent protein serine/threonine kinase regulator activity; protein kinase binding
Source: RefSeq, a predicted model, not a curated record
GAUGCUGUUUAUUUGGGGGAGGCAAGUUUACCCUUUUUGACGCUUUUUUGUUUACUUGUGAUUACUGCAUCUAGUAAUCCCACAAAAUAUGCAAUGAGAUUUAAAAUUUCAAACUGUACUAAAAGGUAUGGCAGAAAGUAAGUUUCCCUUCCAUCUUACCCACAAUUCAGCCCACUGGGAAGUUUCUUGUGUAUCCUUUCAGAUGGUUUUUAUGUACAUUGCUAAGUGUGUGUAUAUCUUCCCUUUUAAAAAAACAAUUGGGAUCAAUUCGUUCUGCGUCUCGUUUUAUUCACAUUUAUAUCUACAUAGGUGCGAAAACGUCUGCCUGGCUUGUUCAUCCUUAGUGUGGUGUGGUCCCCUAGCAACUGUCCCCAUUUCUCAGACAAGUGCGCCUGGGACUCAGCUCGCUGACUUGGCCUGGCUCGGUGAGACCAGGAGUUCGGGUCCGGCUCCUUCCCGGCGAGGGCCGGAGUUUGGGCCAAGCAGGCGGCAGGAAGUGCCAGGCGCUGACUCGCGGGCUACACCCCCGUGGCUUGUAAACGCGGGGCAGACGCGGCACAGGCAAAGCUUGAGCCUUGCAGCCUGGGCUCCUCUCCACUGCUCAGGGUGAGCGCCGCACCGAUGCCGGGUGCCCCAGGCCUCCGGCCGAGCGACGCGCCCGGGGCGGAACAGGAAGAAGCACCCGCCUGCCGGGGCUCCGCCUGCCGCCGCCAGCGCGAGGGGAGGGGGCUGCGCGGCCGAGGGCGGCGGCCCGUACCGGGGAGGCAGGCGGGCAGGUGGACAAGCGGGCGAGGGCGAGUCUGCGGCUUUCUUACAACUCGUUCCCGUUCCUUCACCUUCUCAGGCCGGCGCUGGCGGCGCGAUGGACGUGGCCGGGCUCCUACUGGACGAAGAAGUCACCUUCUCCCUCACCGGCUUCCAGGACUUCAUGUUCCUCCCAGGACACCAGAAGCUGAGUGCCCGGAUCCGAAGGAGACUCUACUAUGGCUGGGAUUGGGAAGCUGACUGUAGCCUGGAGGAGCUCUCCAGCCCCGUGGCAGACAUUGCUGUGGAACUGCUCCAGAAGGCAGCCCCCAGCCCUAUUCGCCGACUCCAGAAGAAAUACGUAGCUCAUGUGUCCCGGGAGGCAUGCAUCUCCCCCUGUGCUAUGAUGCUAGCUCUGGUGUACAUUGAGCGGCUCCGGCACCGAAACCCAGACUACCUGCAGCACGUGUCAUCCUCUGACUUGUUCCUGAUCUCCAUGAUGGUGGCCAGUAAGUACCUCUAUGAUGAAGGGGAGGAGGAGGAGGUCUUCAAUGACGAAUGGGGAGCUGCUGGGGGUAUGGCUGUGCCUACUCUCAAUGCCUUAGAGAGGGGCUUCCUGAGUGCCAUGGAUUGGCGUCUCUACACUGACCCUCGGGAGAUCUUUGAGGUGCUCAGCUGGCUAGAGACCUGUGUGGCUGAGCAGCAGGGACGGCGGCGGGGCUGGUACACCUACACAGACCUGUGUGUGCUGCUGGAACAACCAACCUGGCAGUUGGCCCUGGGUGCCCUCUGCCAGAGGCUGGUAAAGCUGUCUUGCCUGUUAGCCGUGGCAUAUGUGAGCAGUGUGGCCCUGGCUGUGGCAUCAGUGGCUGUAAUACACCAGUCCUUGGGGCUAUCCUGCAGCCCUCCACCUGGCCCCCCUGACCUUGGAGUGACCUCCCGGUGCCUCUUGGAGCCCUGCAUACCUUCUGUACCACAGUGCCUGCCGUCUCCUGCUAAUGUCUCCAGCUGCCCAAAAGGCGACGUAGGGCUGCGUUCACUCUGGGGCAGUCUUCUGGCCUCACUGACUCCCCCUCCGUUGCCUCCCCCAGAACCCCCUGCUCCUCCCACUCUUCUCCAUAACUGCCCCCUUUGCCAGAAGCUCCAGAGAGACUCCCCAACCUGCCGUGCCUGCCAUCACCCCAAUCAUACGGUCCCCACUGGGCCUCCCAGCCCCUGGCACCACACCCAUGGCCUGGCUCCACCCUGGCCCUGGAGUCCUGUGUCCCCACCCCUACCCCAGCCCCAGCAAUGUUCCCUUUUCAGUGUCAUGGAGCUGGCCCGCCUCAAGUCUUUCAUUUUCCCGGGCUAGGUAGGGCUCUGAGGAAUGCAUUAAGAGGAUUUGGGAGUCCCUGAGAACCUGGGGGAGCAAAGCUUGAUUUAGGUGCUCUCUACCUCUCUGGGUCCUUGGAGGGUCCCCUGUCCUCCUGGGUAGAAGCUUAAGGGGUGGUGGGGCAGAAGGACUGAAGGUCGUUCACUCUCCUGGACCUCAGUGGCUGGCUGCUUGGCCAGGGCCGUGAUGGUGCCAGAGAAAGCUUCUGCUCAGUGACCAGGGGCAUAUCACGAUGGACAUAGGAAAAGCCCCUGUCUCUGCCUUUUCUGGGCUCUUCCAGACUUUUGCUUUUGAGUUCCCUAGGACGGAAGAAUAAAGAUGGGAGUUGGGGGAAGUGAGGUGAGGGGAGGAAGGAAACAUUGACAUGGCCUGUGUGAUGUCCUGAGGCAGGAGAGCCAGGGACUGAUGGGGUCAAGGAGGGAGCUCCUGAGGCAAGGUCAAGCGAGGUGGGAAACCUUCUUUGCUCCCAUUCCUUGAAUGUAGUCUAAUGGAGCCAAGACUGCUGGGGCCUUCAACCUUGACUUUUUGUCUUCCCACCUUUUCUUCUUAGUGCCCUGCUCCUAGGCUUUCCUCUCUUCUGAUUCCUCUCCUCUUCCCAGGCCUCUGGCCUCUGCUUUGUAUCUGGGUUUUUCAUGCUUUUGUAGAACUGAGAUUUCAAUAAACAGUUUCAGUUGCA